This is a messenger RNA of Lemur catta (Ring-tailed lemur), 564 nucleotides long. RefSeq names its product protamine-2-like. Gene Ontology annotation, biological process: nucleus organization; chromosome organization; spermatid development. The transcript is spliced from 2 exons. Lineage: Eukaryota; Metazoa; Chordata; Mammalia; Primates; Lemuridae. Gene Ontology annotation, cellular component: nucleus. Gene Ontology annotation, molecular function: DNA binding. The record is from RefSeq and is a predicted model, not a curated record. The coding region runs from base 92 to 415 and encodes 107 amino acids.
CACCAAGAGCAGGUGGGCAGGCCUCGGCCCUCCUCCCCACCCCAAGGCCAGCUGCAGACUCAGCCUAGGAGCCGGCACACCCCCCUACACCAUGGUCCGGUACCGCGUGAGGAGCCCCAGCGAACGCCCGAACCAGGGGUGCAGGCAGCGAGGGCAAGGGCAAGGGCAUGGGCAGGAGCAAGGACCCGAGGGCCAGGAGGAGCCGGGCCUGAGCCCCGAGAGCGUCGAGUUCUACGGCAGGACCUACCAAGGCCGCCGCUGCCGCUACAGGCGCAGGCGCUGCUCGCGGAGGAGACUGUACCGGAUCCACAGACGGCGGCGACGCUCCUGCCGAAGGCGCAGAAGACGCUGCUGCAGGCAGAGGCGUCGCAGAGGCUGCAGAAGGAGGAGGAGAUGCAGAAGGCGCUACUACUAAUCUUCCUGCGUCCCUCGCCCCUGGCUGAAAGUUAAGGAGAAUUCACCUGCCCGAGAAACACCACGCGAGGCCAUAGCAACUCCCCCACGUCAGAUGCCCGAGCCCUGAGUUGCCGAAGAACCCACAAGAUCUGAAUAAAAUGAGCAAAA